Phragmites australis (common reed) is the source of this 1257-nucleotide messenger RNA. RefSeq lists its product as uncharacterized. Lineage: Eukaryota; Viridiplantae; Streptophyta; Magnoliopsida; Poales; Poaceae. Bases 201 to 914 code for a protein of 237 amino acids. The record is from RefSeq and is a predicted model, not a curated record. The transcript has a single exon.
CCAUCCUACUCAUUCCAUUCCAUCAACCCAACCCCUCUGGCCAAGCUCAUUAAGCUACUAAUCACCCCCUCAAGCUACAAGAAAUCAAUUAGCAGUUCUCAUUGACGAUCUCCCCUUGGCUUGUCAGGUUGAUCUGCAGUCGUGCAGGCGCAUCGGUCCUUGGAAGAGCUUCGAAUUCUGCUUCCCGCAGCUGUUUGCUAAUGGAUCUCGCGACGACGCCAGCGCGGCAACCCAUGGAGCCGGGCCUGGUGCGGCGGCUGUGGCACGUGGUGCUCGCCGUGUGCCACAUGCUGCGCCGCGGCCUCUCCCGCAAGCGCAUCAUGAUGGACGUCCACCUCCUCCUCGGCCGCGGCAAGUUCGCCGGCAGGGCGCUGCGCGGCCUCCUCGCCCACCCGGCGGGCCACGGCCACGUCGCGGCUUACGGCGCCACCGCCUACUCCUCCUCCUCGCUGGCCUCAUUCUACGGCCACCCCCGGGAGGUGGAGUUCAGCUGCACCACCACGCCGUCCUACCCUCACUACGGCCUCUUCCCCUUCAACAAGGGCCGCGGUCGCGGCGGCGCGCGCGGCCAGUACGGCGGCCUCGACGCGGCAGCCGUGGCGCGGGCGUUCGAGAUGCUCAGCGCCGAGGUGGAGGUCACCGGAGGGGCCACGCCGGCGGUGUCAGCCGGGGUGGCGACCGCAACGCCGUCGCCCAUGGUGGCGUGGAUCCUGGGCCGCAGCCCCGCGGGGGUCCGGCCGCUGCGCGUCACCGACUCGCCGUUCCCCGCCGUGCCGGAGGACGGCUGCGGCGGCAACGAGCGCGUGGACGCCGAGGCCGACGACUUCAUCAGGAAGUUCUACGAGCAGCUGAGGAUGCAGCCCUCCGCCGCCACGCCUGACUGCCAGUUGCGCCGCCGCGGGGAGCUAGCCUAGCUCCGCCGGCCGGCUCUGCGUCGGCUUUGGUAAUUUGCAUCAGUGACGUGCGUGUGGGCGCACACGCCCGCGCUUGUCGUGUGUCCGUGGUAGCAUGCAUGCAUGGCCCCCACGAGAGCGAUAUGAUGAAGCGUAUGUGGAAAAAUGCUUGGUCCUGUGCGCGAAUUAAUUGUUUUACCAUGAGGACAUCCACAUCUACCGAGAUCAGUUGUUGUUUUAGUUAGAUCAUCAAUUUGGGGUAAUUUUCAAGCAUCAUUUGAAUGGCCAUGAAUCCAUGAUGGAGAGCCAAUAGAUUUGCGCAUUGUUCAUGAAGUUGUUCAAUUAAUUUACAUGUUAUUUUUCC